Molecule: messenger RNA, 1293 nt
Organism: Ambispora gerdemannii
Lineage: Eukaryota; Fungi; Glomeromycota; Glomeromycetes; Archaeosporales; Ambisporaceae
Source: the annotation of a GenBank genome assembly
AUGUCAAAAUAUGAAUUAGAAAAUUAUCAACUACCAUCAUCUUCGCCAACGUUUCCCACCGCCUCUUUUGUAAAAGUAAAUGGAACAAGUUUCGAACAAAAUGGCAAACCAUUAUUUUUGACUGGUGCGAAUUAUUGGCAAGCGAUGAAUCUUGGCAUGGCAGUAGGUGGAAAUCGUACAAGGGUGUUAGCUGAUUUGGCAAAAUUAAAAGAAUAUGGUGUGAAUAAUAUUCGAGUUAUGGCGGCUAGUGAAGGUCCACCCGGCGAACCGUAUCGAAUGUAUCCGGCGUUAAUGAAUUCUCCGGGAGAGUACGAUGAAAAUGUUUUUGAAGGCUUGGAUUGGUUUCUUGAUCAACUUGAGAAGUAUGGAAUGACAGCAACAAUGACACUUUCAAAUUACUGGCACUGGUCAGGAGGAUUCGCUCAAUACGUGAAUUGGGCGGAAAAUGGUAAAACACCAAUCCCUUAUCCCAAAGGUCCAGAUUUCGAAGCUCUUGAAGCUUAUGCAGCAAGAUUUUACAGCGACCCUACCGUUGAACCCAGAUGUCAGGAAAUAUAUCGAAAUCUUGUACACACGGUAGUCACUCGUCGUAACACGAUCAAUGGAAAACUUUAUCGAGAUGACCCGGUGAUUCUUACUUGGGAAUUAGCCAAUGAACCUCAAGCAAUAAAAGGUUCAAAUGCUCAUGAUAUUAUAUAUAAAUGGAUUGAUUCCAGUGCGGCGUUUAUCAAAUCGCUGGAUUCGAAUCAUCUGGUUAGUACCGGUGCGGAAGGAAAAAACGGAAAAGAAUGGUUUGUGACAAUGCAUACAAGUGAAAAUAUUGAUUUUGCUAGUGCUCAUGUGUGGGUUGAGAAUUGGGGUUAUUAUAACUCUAGUGAUCCAUCUGCAGAAAACUUCGAACAUGCAAAGCAGUUCAUGUUGAAUUUUCUGCAAGAUGCAAGUAAUUGGUCUACAAAUAUUUUGAAGAAACCGGUCUACUUAGCGGAAUACGGUAUGGCUCGAGACGGAUGGACAAAAACCUCAAAAUAUGAUCCCGCUGCACCAGUCACCAACAAAAACAAAUACUAUAAAGCUUUAGCCGAUAAAGUAUUUGAACUUGAAAAAGAAAAGGCGUUUUCUGGACAUGCUUUUUGGGCGUAUUCUGGCAUCGCUCGUCCGAGUGAUCCUGCUCCACAAUGGCUUGGUGAUCCGCCACAUGAGUCACCAGGAUGGUAUGGCGUCUACGAUUCUGAUAAAGAAACUUUAGAGAUUAUUGGCGCGCAUGCGCGACAAGUUGAACAGUUGCUUAAAUGA